AUGUCAGUUCCUGCCACAAGAUAUGGUUCGGAUCCAUCGGUCAUUAGAUUUAACUUGAAUCUUGAUGGAAUGUACCGAUGUCAAAGCAACCUCGUUUUACCUUUCUUAUUAGUUUCGGACUUGUCCGUAGAACUGAAGCGAAGCUACGAGUUGAGACUUCCCACUAGUUCUGAUGUCAGAUUACCCGAGGUAAAGCGAGGAUACUCGAGCUCAACCAAAUGCAAAAUCAAAUAUUCCACAAAGCUGCAUUUAUAUCUUUUGCACCAAGAAUCAAGCAUCAAGCAUCAAGCUUAUAACUACAAAGCAGAUGAAGCACCUCCGCAGCUCUCUCAAACAGUCCAAAAUCAAUCAUCCCCUCAAUAUCGUUUCAAGAAUUCCACACACACGGUACCAGGACGAGCAAAACCCCGUGCACAUGCACCCCAACCACAUGAAUAUCAAAAGCCACGAUGCGGAAGCCAAGCAUGCAUCCCCCUGUCAAUUCUUCAGCCUUCUGCUUCGUCAUCCCGAAUCCUCGGCUGA
This is a messenger RNA of Sclerotinia sclerotiorum 1980 UF-70, 522 nucleotides long. RefSeq lists its product with no specific name. NCBI's taxonomy places the organism in Eukaryota, Fungi, Ascomycota, Leotiomycetes, Helotiales, Sclerotiniaceae. The transcript has 4 exons. The record is from RefSeq and is a predicted model, not a curated record. The coding region runs from base 1 to 522 and encodes 173 amino acids.